This is a messenger RNA of Cyanidioschyzon merolae strain 10D, 405 nucleotides long. RefSeq lists its product as hypothetical. Gene Ontology annotation, cellular component: TIM23 mitochondrial import inner membrane translocase complex. The coding region runs from base 1 to 405 and encodes 134 amino acids. NCBI's taxonomy places the organism in Eukaryota, Rhodophyta, Bangiophyceae, Cyanidiales, Cyanidiaceae. The transcript has a single exon. Gene Ontology annotation, biological process: protein import into mitochondrial matrix. The record is from RefSeq and is a predicted model, not a curated record.
AUGGCAUCGAAAAUAGUUGCACAGCUUAUUAUAUAUGGUGGACAGUUUCUUCUCAGAGGCUUGGCCGAAGCAUACCGACAAGCGCUUGCAAACGCACAGUCCACGGGUGCGGCACAGUCUGCUGCAGCGAACGCAGUACGACGUGGGCGCAUGACCGUCGAGGAGGCGUACCGAAUAGUAGGUGCCACACCAGGAACCUCACCAGAGCACAUAGCGGAGCGACUGAGGCGACUUUAUACCUUGAACGAUCCAAAGAACGGUGGAUCUCUAUACUUACAGGCCAAAGUGUACACUGCGCAACGUACGUUAGAGGAAGCGUUAAAGCGAAGCUUUGAAUUACCGCUCGAGGACAAAGGUGAUAGCGCCAAGCACCACACAGCAAGUCAACAAGGGAGUGAGCGCUAG